AUGGACAUUUUGGGCCAGAAAGAACAGCUUGCUAAGGUGCUUCAAAGUGGCUUUUAUUGGCCAUCCAUAUUCAAGGAUGCCAGAGAGUUUGUUCAGCAAUGCAAUGAAUGCCAGAGGACAGGAGGCCUAACAAAAAAGAAUGAGAUGCCUCAAAACUUUAUUUUGGAAGUGGAAUUGUUUCAUCUUUGGAGCAUAGACUUCAUGGGACCUUUUUCCCCAUCAUAUUCCUUCCGAUACAUACUAGUAGUUGUGGAAUUUGUCCCCAAAUGGGUGGAGGCCAUAGCAACAACUACAUGUGAUGCACCAAUUGUUCUCCAAUUCCUCAAGAAAUACAUCUUUACCAGAUAUGGGGUACCUAAGGGUCUUGUUAGUGAUGGUGGCAGCCACUUUUGCAACAAACAAAUGGAGAAGUUACUCCACAAAUAUGGGGUAAAUCACAAAAUAGCCACACCAUAUUAUUCUCAAACCAAUGGUCAGGGCGAAUUGGCCAAGAGGGAGCUAAAGAGAAUCUUAGAGAAGACUGUUGGAGUCACAAGGAAAGACUGGGCAAGAAAGAUAGAUGAUGCCCUGUGGGCAUAA
Messenger RNA from Arachis ipaensis, 579 nucleotides. The record is from RefSeq and is a predicted model, not a curated record. NCBI's taxonomy places the organism in Eukaryota, Viridiplantae, Streptophyta, Magnoliopsida, Fabales, Fabaceae.